Molecule: messenger RNA, 309 nt
Organism: Perkinsus marinus ATCC 50983
Lineage: Eukaryota; Perkinsozoa; Perkinsida; Perkinsidae
Exons: 1
Coding region: 1-309 (102 amino acids)
Source: RefSeq, a predicted model, not a curated record
AUGGAGUGUUUUGGUGGGAAGAUACUGUGUGGAGCUCGUGGCAAUGACGACUACCUCUACAUGGUGGACCCUGCUGAGGCUAGUCUCUCUGGCUAUUUCGUUAUCGUUUAUCUAUCGCAUAACCUCAUACAACAGAGUGACCUCAUACUCUUUAAGCGCGAUGGUAAACUAAUAUUGUCCAUGGGACGCACUCUCGAGACAGAAGUUACUCUGGAGUGUUUGACACUAUUGAAAUCGCGAAUGCUGAAGAGGAGACCAGAGGAACUACUGGAGUUGCCCGAGAAUAUCAGAUUCGUCGACCUUGAAUAA